Messenger RNA from Strongylocentrotus purpuratus (purple sea urchin), 2558 nucleotides. RefSeq lists its product as uncharacterized. The record is from RefSeq and is a predicted model, not a curated record. Lineage: Eukaryota; Metazoa; Echinodermata; Echinoidea; Camarodonta; Strongylocentrotidae. Gene Ontology annotation, molecular function: ubiquitin-protein transferase activity. The transcript has 5 exons. Bases 1608 to 2558 code for a protein of 316 amino acids.
UUCCUAUGGGAAGGACAAGGGUUCUAUCCAGAGUUUCCAAGCACAAUUUUUGUAGGGUGUUUUCUGCAGCUGUGACCCAUGCAUACACACCCUAGCCUCCAGCACAGCAUUGACCACCCAGCUAAUCUCAUUCAGCAUUUUCCUUGGCAACAUUGAGGCAGCAUUUGAGAAGAAUUAACCUUCAACUCACCAACCUGCUCUUAGGCAUUUUCUUCAAGGAUGCUAUCCACAGAUGCCAAAUAGCUACAGAUUGUGUUAAGGAUAUGGACUCCGAAAACAUGGCGAAAGGUGGACAGAAAUCCUUAAUAGAUUUCCUGAAGGAACGACAAGUGGAGGAAGCUUUGCUCAGAGCCAUGGAGAAAGAUAAGAUUGACUGCCAUGCCUUGCUUGAAAUGGAUGAUGAAUGCUUGAAGGACUACCUCCCUGCCUUCGGUGAUAGACUCGCUGCAAGGGCAUUCUGCAGGUGUCAAACUAAAGACGAAAACCAUCGUCAAGCCUUCUGGAAAGGCUGAGAACAAGACUUUCAAGAAAAAAAAAGUCAGUUGAUGACAAUCCCCCCUCAAAAAAACGUAACAAUGCACACAAAGAUACACAAAAAUUAGAAGUAGGGUGGAUGGAUUUUGACUAUGCAACAAAGGAAUUAAAGCAAGUGAGGAGUCAAGGCGGAGGAGGGACAAGAGAAAUAAGAGCAAACAAGAGCGAAGGACUAGACAACCUUCUUGCAACUGCAAAAGGGCUAUUUUUCCCUGAUGGUAAAUCCAAAAGGGGUAAAAUUGAAGACUACGAAGUGGACAUUCAAGAUUUUAGAGGAUGUGAGAUGGGGAAUUCCACUGUAGGCGAACUGUAUGAAAAUGCGAAAUCACGUGUUUUGAGACUAUACCUGUGCACCAAAACAAAAAAUAGAGACCAACCAUCGACAGAAACCUCUUCAGACAAUCAAAGUGAAAACCAGCCAGAAGAAGAAAGUGAUUCAAGUGACUGUUAUGUUGUCCAGUUUGGGAGAAAAAGUGAUGAAGGCACACAAUCUCAGCUAGAUGAAACAUUACCAUUAAACCUUGAAUAUGUUGGAGGUUGCAUGAUAGAUGAUGAUUGUGAAUUACCACCAAUACAUUUGGGAUUCUCGGACUUUGAAGGUCAAUCUGUAAACCCACAACGAUCCACUAAUAUUAGUGCCGAAAUUCAACCUCCAAACCAAGCACAAGCCACUGACAAUGGUGCUCACACUCAACCAAGAAACCAAACACUAGCUACUGACAAUCGUGCUCAAACUCAACCAGGAAACCUACAACAAUCCACUGACAAUCGUGCUCAAGCUCAACCAGGAAACCUACAACAAGCCACUGACAAUCGUGCUCAAACUCAACCAGGAAACCUACAUCAAGCCACUGACAAUCGUGCUCAAACUCAACCAGGAAACCUACAUCAAGCUACUGAAAAUGGCGAUCACACUCAACCAAGAAGCCAACAACAAGCUGAUGCUCAAAUUCAACGUGCAAACCCUGCCAUAAGCUGCCAUAGAUUAUGAUCUUCAGUUAGAUGAUGCGGGAAUUCCUUCAGAUACAAAAGCUCUGCAAAUCCGUUUACAUCGAAGCAAUAUCCAAGCUGAAAUGAUUGCACUUUUCAAGACGCCUGAGAUCCUUAGUAUCCAGUUGAAGGUAACUUUUGUAGAGGAGUUAGGAGUGGAUGCCAGAGGAGUAUCUAGAGAAGCAUAUAGUGCAUUUUGGAACUCCUUUUUUAAUACAUCUGCAGAUGGCGAGGAUUACAGGGUGCCUUCAUUGAACCCUGAAUACGGUUUGGAGGAAUGGCUGUCCAUAGGGAGGAUUUUGUCAAAGGGAUACUCUGACCAUAACAUUUUCCCUGUGCAAUUGGCCCCAGCCUUUCUAAUAGCCGUCAUGUUUGGAGAGGAGACAGUGUCAACUGAGGACUUACUUGAAACAUUCCUCCUGUUUCUUAGUCCACUUGAAAGAGCUACAGUGAAGCAGGCUCUACAAGGAGAUGUUCUGUCAGAUGACGAGCAAGACAUAUUUGAAGACAUUCUAGACCGUGAGGGAUGUCACUCUAUCCCUAAAGGGGAAAAUGUCCGGCCCACAAUCUACCAACUGGCCCACAAAGUUAUCAUACAGAAGAGUAUGUAUGCACUGGAGGGCAUGAGAAAGGUGGUCAGAGAUGCCCUACACUCAGCUUUUCCAGAUGUUAACUCUAUCAAGAUAAUGUAUGGCUCUCUAAAACCUACUCCUAAGAAAGUCUGUGAUUUACUUGCCGCAAAUCCUCAAACAAGGGAGGAGGCCCAGUCGCUUAGAUUUUUGCAGCAAUACAUCCGAGCCCAAAACGAAGAAGGUCUAGGCACAUUGUUGAGAUUUUUGACAGCUUCGCCUGUAAUGACUGCCAUACAGAUUUCUGUACAAUUCACAAAUACCACUGGAUUAGCUCGAAGGCCAGUGGCUCACACAUGCGGACCAAUGCUUGAGCUGCCAACAAGUUAUACUUCAUAUAGAGAUUUCAGAUCAGAGUGGCAAGCGGUACUUUCAAGUGGCUACCUCGCCAUGGACAUUGCAUGA